AUGCUGUCAAACAAAGACGCUUGUCGCAACCCACUCGUUUGCGGUAUAAUUUACCCGGUGGAAGAUUCUUCGACCGCUACUCAUAGGCCUUUCCAUUUCCAAGGUUUCCCUGAAGAUCCUGCCAAUGAGAAAUGCAUGUCUGGAACAAUUCCAACUGUUCGGACACGAAGCUUGUUACAGACGCCACUCUGGGGCGAUUUUCGAGUAUUUAGGAUCCUCAAUGUGGAAAGAUUUUAUGGUCUUUAG
Enterobius vermicularis (human pinworm) is the source of this 246-nucleotide messenger RNA. The record is from the annotation of a GenBank genome assembly. NCBI's taxonomy places the organism in Eukaryota, Metazoa, Nematoda, Chromadorea, Rhabditida, Oxyuridae.